This is a messenger RNA of Papaver somniferum (opium poppy), 1175 nucleotides long. Its product is annotated as serine acetyltransferase 5-like. The record is from RefSeq and is a predicted model, not a curated record. NCBI's taxonomy places the organism in Eukaryota, Viridiplantae, Streptophyta, Magnoliopsida, Ranunculales, Papaveraceae. The transcript has a single exon. Gene Ontology annotation, cellular component: cytosol; cytoplasm. Bases 188 to 1111 code for a protein of 307 amino acids. Gene Ontology annotation, molecular function: L-serine O-acetyltransferase activity.
AUUAAAUCCAUUCACAAGAUUCCUCCUUCCAAGGAUUUUUCGUGUCAUAAAUGCAAUAAGUAAGAAAUUUCAAGGGUACUUACAGGAAAUUGAAGAAACCCAGAACCUCAUAUCCUUUCAUUUUCCUCCUCCAUUGAAAUCAUCAUCUUCCUCAUCCCAGACAAUUCUGUUAACAUACGCCACCUCCAUGCCAGGCGGUGAACUCCUUUAUCCUUCACCGCAACACCAACCUGCAACACCACCGCAGCAAGCACACCCUACAAUCAUAACAACAGCAACAUCAGAAUUACUAGAAGAUGAAACAUGGGUUUGGUCUCAAAUCAAAGCAGAAGCACGGCGUGAUGCAGAAUCAGAACCUGCCUUGGCAUCAUACCUGUACUCAACCAUCCUCUCACACUCUUCUCUUGAAAGAUCUUUAUCAUUCCAUUUAGGUAACAAACUCUGUUCUUCAACCUUGUUAUCAACGCUUCUGUAUGAUUUGUUUCUCAACUCGUUCUCCACCGAUUCCGAUUUACGUUCUGCAACUGUGGCCGAUUUACGAGCUGUCCGAGCUCGAGACCCUGCUUGUGUAUCUUACUCCCAUUGUUUAUUGAAUUACAAGGGUUUCUUAGCUUGUCAGGCACAUAGGGUUGCACACAAAUUAUGGAUUGAAUCUCGUCGGCCAUUAGCCUUAGCAUUACACUCUAGGAUUGCGGAUGUAUUCGCCGUGGAUAUACAUCCGGCGGCGAAGAUUGGGAAAGGGAUAUUGUUUGAUCAUGCUACUGGGGUUGUGGUAGGAGAAACGGCAGUGAUUGGGAAUAAUGUAUCGAUUUUGCAUCAUGUAACGCUAGGUGGGACAGGGAAAUCGGGUGGCGAUAGGCACCCGAAGAUUAGUGAUGGGGUGUUGAUUGGUGCUGGAGCAACUAUAUUAGGGAAUAUUAAGAUUGGUGAAGGGGCUAAGAUUGGUGCUGGGUCUGUUGUGCUAAUUGAUGUGCCUGCAAGAACAACUGCUGUGGGUAAUCCUGCUAGAUUAGUUGGUGGAAAAGAAAAACCUUCUAGGCAUGAAGAUGUUCCUGGUGAAUCUAUGGAUCAUACUUCUUUUAUAUCUGAAUGGUCUGAUUAUAUCAUAUAAACAAAUAAAUUUGUUGUCAGUUUUCUUUUCAAUAAAGUUUAAAGUAUUUGAUAGAGUUUUCUGA